Molecule: messenger RNA, 2909 nt
Organism: Eucalyptus grandis
Lineage: Eukaryota; Viridiplantae; Streptophyta; Magnoliopsida; Myrtales; Myrtaceae
Product: subtilisin-like protease
Exons: 1
Coding region: 317-2575 (752 amino acids)
Biological process (GO): proteolysis
Molecular function (GO): serine-type endopeptidase activity
Source: RefSeq, a predicted model, not a curated record
GAUAAUAUUCUUUUACUUGUAAUUAUCUAUAUUGUGGUAUUCAAUUUGCUAUAGAAUUAUUUAUUUCUUUAUGCUGAUUUUCUUUCUUCAUAUUUAUAAAGUCUAACCAAGCAAGAGUUUCCAAUUAUAAUUUUCUCAAGAAAACCGGUUAAACAGGUCAAGCGGUUUUCUUAGAGAAAAUUAGUGGUGGACAAACCAAAGUUAUCUUUAAUGUGUCACAGCUGUAAGCUUCUCACUUCCCUUUUCUAUAUGCAGGCUUGAGUUCAUUAGUCAAAUAAGCUGUAUAGGUUUUUCUCUUGAACCUUCUUGCCGAAAAAUGGAGGAAAACCGACGCGGAAAGUUGCCCAUGGUGGCUGUUUUCUUUCUUGUUGGUUUCAUUUGCUCUUUCAGUUUUCAUCCGGCGACCGCCAAAACUGCUAUUGAGCAUGAACAAAAUGUCCUGUCUACCUAUAUUGUCCAUGUUAGAAAACCAGCGGGUGAAGUUUUUGCCCGGUCAGAGGAUCUACAGAGCUGGUACCAAUCGUUCCUGCCCCAGACGGCAGCGAAUUGGAAUCAGACGAAGCGUAUGGUCCAUUCCUACAAGCAUGCAAUCACAGGAUUUGCAGCAAAGAUGACCGCAGACGAGGCUAAGGAACUUUUGAAGUUGGAUGCAGUUGUGUCCGUGAAACGAGAGAAGAUUUUCUCGUUGCACACGACCCACUCGCCCUCCUUCUUGAACUUGAACCCCGGGAUGGGGUUGUGGAAAGCCUCGACUUUGGGCAAGGGCGUGAUCAUUGGAGUCCUUGAUACGGGAAUAACGCCGGGUCACCCUUCAUUCGAUGACCAAGGAAUGUCCACUCCCCCUGCUAAAUGGAAAGGUAAGUGUACUUUCAAUGCCACUUCCUGCAAUAACAAGCUCAUCGGCGCGAGGAAUUUCGUGACCUCUAAUUUGCCACCAACCGACGAGGAUGGGCAUGGCACCCACACUUCCAGCACCGCAGCGGGCAAUUUUGUAAAGAAAGCAAAUUUCCUAGGACAAGCCCCUGGCAUAGCCGUCGGGAUCGCACCUCGUGCCCACCUGGCAAUGUACCGGGUGUGCUCCAAUGGGCACUGCCUUGAGAGUCACGUACUGGCCGCUAUGGAUGCUGCUAUCGAGGACGGUGUCGAUGUGGUCUCCAUCUCUAUCGGUUAUCCUUCGGCUCCAUUUUAUAGCGACUCAAUUGCUGUGGGGGCAUUUUCUGCUAUUCAAAAGGGAAUCUUCGUGAGCUGCUCAGCAGGUAAUAGGGGCCCAAUCAACACUUCCUUGUCGAAUGAGGCUCCCUGGAUUCUCACUGUAGGAGCAAGCACUAUUGAUAGGACCGUAAAAGCUACGGCUAAGCUAGGAAAUGGGGCAGAGUACGAUGGCGAAUCCCUUUUCCAGCCCAAGGACUUUGCAUCGGCUUACCCACUUGUGUAUGCAGGUGCAAAUGGAAACCAAACAUCGGCAAUAUGUGCUGAAGGAUCGUUACGGAACUUGGACGUGAAAGGAAAGGUGGUCUUGUGUGAGAGAGACAGGGGAAUCGCAAGAAUCGCCCAAGGGCAAGAAGUGAAGGAUGCCGGUGGCGUCGCCAUGAUUCUGAUGAACAACGAACUCAAUGGCUACAGCACACGAGCUGAUGCUCAUGUCCUUCCCGCAACCCACAUACCUUAUGCUGACGGCCUGAAAAUCAAGGCCUACAUCAACUCGACCUCCAAUCCGACGGCCACCAUUUUGUUCAAAGGAACAAUUAUUGGGAAUUCCGAUGCACCAGCAGUGACAUCCUUCUCUUCCAGGGGUCCCAGCUUUGAGAGUCCUGGAAUCCUGAAACCUGACAUAAUUGGCCCAGGAGUCAGCAUCCUAGCAGCCUGGCCAUUCUCUCUCGAUAACAGCUCAACUACAGAUGCGACCUUCAACAUCAUCUCUGGAACCUCCAUGUCGUGCCCUCAUCUCAGUGGCAUUGCAGCAUUGCUGAAGAGCUCUCACCCUGAUUGGUCACCUGCUGCCAUAAAAUCUGCAAUCAUGACCACUGCAUAUCAAAUGAACCUUGGAAGUAAGCCAAUCAUCGAUGAAACCCUUCUUCCAGCUGACAUCUUCGCCAUAGGCGCAGGCCAUGUGAAUCCACCCAAAGCAGACGAUCCAGGCCUUAUUUAUGACAUCAAGCCCAAUGACUACAUCCCUUAUUUAUGCGGUUUGGGAUACAAGGAUUCCGAAAUUGAAACCAUCACACAGGAAAAGGCCAAAUGCUCACAAAUAAAAAGCAUACCUGAAGCACAGCUAAAUUACCCAUCCUUCAGCAUAAUACUGGGCUCUAGCGCCCAGAACUAUUCUAGGACAGUUACAAACGUCGGGUCUGCUGACUCCUCGUACACAUACAAGGUUGAUGCACUGGAAGGUGUUGAUGUCACAGUGUACCCUUCUGAGAUCAAGUUUAGUAUGGCAGUGCAAAUGGCCACAUAUACUGUGGGGUUCCACAGAAGUUCUGGUGGGAGCGUUAUUAAGCCAUUUGCUCAAGGAUCCCUGACAUGGGUUUCUUCAGAUCACUCCGUGAAAAGCCCCAUUGCUGUUGUUUUCAAAUGAAAUGUUCACUCUGUCGCUGGACUUUGCAAGAUAGAGUGAGUCUCUAGAUACAGGAACAGGUGGUGAUGCAAGGUCAAGACCUUAUGUUUCGCUCUAUAUAACAAUAAAAGAUCUGAUAGGAUCCGUUUGAUUGGAUUUGGAAUGGGACGGUGAACUGGUCCCUGAAGAAAACUUGGAGCUAAUUCAAACUUCAGAUGAUAGUAGUUUGCCCCUUUCUAUAUCCUCUUAGUUGAUCGGGCUGUUGUUCAGUAGUUUAUUGUGAUUGGGCAGUUGUUCAGUAGUUUAUUGCAGUUAUGAUGGAUGGCUUGUGCAUUGAUCAGUCUUACAUUGUUGA